ACACCACAACUAUCGCACACAUUAUUGCUUCAUCCGCAUUCCUCCCUCCCAUUGCAGAAAACAAGACGACCCUGUGAUUCAAUAUUGAAACACUUAUCACUCUAAUAUCCUCGCCCUUAAGACCCCUUCGUCCGCCCCCUACAGUCCACCGGCGCAUUCCAAGCCUCCUCGCUUUCUAUCCCGUCGCAUACUCGCGCACAGUCGCAAAAGUCUUCCCGUCGCAUACCAAACCACCUCGCCAACUCGUCAUCGCAUCGCGCGACACUCAAUAGCCCACGACUGCAUACCGAUCAAAUCCCUCAAGAUGCUUAUGCCAUCCGCCUUCUCAUGCGACACGUCGCAGCCGCCUCUUACUCGACUCCAGGCGUCUCUCUUCGCAUCGCCUCCCUCGAGCCCUCCUACCCUGUCAACUAGCAGUGGCUUCGGCCACAUCUUGGACAGCUGCCGCUCUCUCCAAGCCCUUCUCUCAUCACCUCAGCAUCAGAACAUCCCCAGCGCCGCUCUCUCAUACGACGCGCCGCAACAAUACCUUCCCACGCCAUCUCAGCUUCCCACGCCGCCUCUCGCCCACGCCCCUGCUCCUCACAAACUGCGCCUGCGCUCGCGCGCAAAGCAGGAUGGCGCCAUCAACAACGAUCACCUUCCGCGCAAGCGCAUCGCAAAGCGCGCGCCGCCACGUGGUCUGAACAAGCGCCGGCGCGCCGCCGAUGAGGAGACGGGUCGUGAAGACGGUCUUCUUACGGACGAGGACGUCGAGAGCGAUCUCGACAUCUCAACUCAGCGUCAGUCUUUCGAAGCUACCAACGACAACCCCAUCCCAUCCAACCCUUCUACACCUAAACGCGCGCGCAUCGCACCAGAGGUGAUCCCUCUGGGCCUCGAGCGCUCCGACUACCACACACUGCACCUCCUCAACGGCGACGGUGUGAACAUGAACCACAGCAGCAUGGAAGCGGCAGGCGCACAAGACCCAACCGUGGAGGUCGAGGCCGAUGGAGAGCGGUGGAGCGCCGAGGAUGAUAGGAUACUCGUUGAGCUCGUGCUAGAGAAGCUGAAGCUCUCCAAGACGGAGUGGCAAGACUGCGCGCGCAGUUUGGGCAAGGACCGGAACUGCCUAUCACGGCGAUGGAAGAGCCUCAUGGUCCAGGGUGACGUCGGCCUCAAGGGACCUCGGAGGAGUAGCCGCAGGGCCAACCUUCACGGUACCUGGCGGUAAUUUACCCUGACCUUCGCGUCAUUGUCGACAGUCUGGAAAUUUACCAUUUCAUUUGUCUUGGGGAUCGAAUGUGGCGUUUUUACAAGUACCAAACGGUCAGAGCCCGGAAACGGCUUUUGUGGAACAUUUUAGGAGCGG
This is a messenger RNA of Colletotrichum scovillei, 1354 nucleotides long. RefSeq lists its product as uncharacterized. The record is from RefSeq and is a predicted model, not a curated record. The transcript has a single exon. NCBI's taxonomy places the organism in Eukaryota, Fungi, Ascomycota, Sordariomycetes, Glomerellales, Glomerellaceae. The coding region runs from base 305 to 1216 and encodes 303 amino acids.